Rotaria socialis is the source of this 1209-nucleotide messenger RNA. NCBI's taxonomy places the organism in Eukaryota, Metazoa, Rotifera, Eurotatoria, Philodinida, Philodinidae. The record is from the annotation of a GenBank genome assembly.
AUGAAUAGUUUAAGUAUUGGCGAUCUUGUUCAAAACUCAUUACAAUGUGCCAUUGUCCGUUGGCUUGGUUCUAUCGAGGAAAUACCGAUCAUUGGUUUGCAAUUGAUUAAUUCGACAUUACCUGGAUAUACUGAUGGUACUUGUUCAUUAGAUAAUCAACGCUAUUUUAUUUGUUCAAAUGGACAUGGUUAUUAUGUUUUGGAAAGUAGUUUUCAUGAUUCGUACAAGAUAAUUAAAAAAACAACAGAGAUUAACAAUGCAACUACUUCUGAUAAUGAAUUCAAUUCACCAGAGCAAUCUUUGUCAACAUCUCCAACAGACUCACCUAUAUAUCAGCAUCCAAUACGAUCAUAUUCUUCACCAAGUGUAUCUCAAAUUCAACAUAAUUUAGAUAAGAAUUCAGUGAUAUCACCAUCACGUGGUGUUCUUAGUCGAUUGGCAUUCGAACGAGAACAACGAAACAUUCAAAUAAAUUCAACUUCACGUGAUGAAAAAAGUACAUUGGCGCAUGCAUCAUCAGCAGCACAGUCAGAUCCUACAUUAUCACGAAUAUAUUGUCCAGAGAAUUACAAAUCAGCACCCUGUGAUCGAAAUAAAGAAUUAGAAGUUGAAAAUUUCAUUUUGAAUGAAGGUGAUGAUGAAAAUAAUACUGCUUGUUCUAUAUUUGAAAUAACCAAUAAUAAUAAUCUACCAUUGCCAGAUGCAAGUUUACCUUUAUUUGGUCAAGAAUAUUUUCUUAAUAAUUGGACACUUCUUCGCGUAAAAUCUUUUGUACAAGAUCAAAUUCCUAUAUUCAAUCAAUUGUGUUUAAACGUAUUUAAUGAUAAAUGUAUUUUACAAAAUUUAACAGACGAACAAAUUGAUGGAUGUUGUCCUCGUAUACCGAAUCCAGCACCAAAUGAUAUUUCUAUCGAACUUAUUAAACUAUUUGAUAAUGUAAAAAUAAUAUAUCCAUCACGUGCUAUUCGUUUAUAUAACAAUGAUUAUUUAUUAUUAGCCAUAUUAUGUUCAAAUAAUCAAUGUGCUUAUGUACGAACAUCAACCGGUUGGGCUUAUACUGACGAUGAUAGUGAACAUGGAUAUCCUAUUGUUGUUGAUGAAAUUUCAGAAAUGAUCGAUGGUUCAACUGGUGAUAUCAAUACGAAUUCCGAACAAUGUCUACAUAUACUUAAGAAUGCUUCCUUUUUGUAUUAUAAACUUGUUCAAUAG